This is a messenger RNA of Diceros bicornis minor, 3297 nucleotides long. It is a transcript of the gene SLC25A27, whose product is annotated as solute carrier family 25 member 27. Gene Ontology annotation, biological process: response to cold. The record is from RefSeq and is a predicted model, not a curated record. Lineage: Eukaryota; Metazoa; Chordata; Mammalia; Perissodactyla; Rhinocerotidae. The transcript is spliced from 9 exons. The coding region runs from base 1932 to 2759 and encodes 275 amino acids.
CCCAGAGAUGGCCCCGAGCGAGCAAGUUCCUGCUGUCGGGCUGCGCGGCUACGGUGGCGGAGCUAGGUACCCGGCCGCCCACGCCUGGGCCUCCUGCGAGUCGUCGAGGCGCCGCGCUGGGGCUUGCAGGGCGGGGAGCCCGGGGGGCGGGGGGCGGCGGCUUCGUUCCCGGGUGUAUGCAGCUCGCGAGGCUGCGCCCUCUUCUCCCACACCUGCCUGGCACGCAGAUGUGGCGUGUAGGGGCAAGGCCAGCUUUGUGAGGAGGAGGGAUUGGAGGUCACUAAGGUCUCUUCCUUCCAAUUUCAUCUUCUUCAGAGGUGUGCUUUUGUGCCUGAAUGUGGACUUUUAGAACCUUCAUGAGCUGUCAUUUCUCUAUAGGAAUCAUUUUUCCUUUCGUGAGGAUGACCUUUUUAAAAACACAAUCCACUUUUCAUCCUUAUAAUGAUAUAAUCCAGAUAAUCUCUGUGAUUUAUAUUCUUACACAGCUUCACUGUAUCAUUUUUGGGGGGUCCAAAUUGUGGACCCAACUUGUGGGACUUAAGCUAUUAACCUAUCACUUAUUGAGCAUCUACUCAACAUCUGCCACUUGACCUCUUGGAGCUUAACUCAUCUAUAUUGUGUUUACUUUGCAGGAUUCUGAGAGGUCCUUAAUCUAUAAAUGCUGAAUCCAAGGCAGGGCACCCACUAAUUGUGACAUUAUUAUAAUUACUACAAUGCUAAGGCCUGUGGAGAUACAGUUAAAUAGACCCAGCCCUGACCUUCUUACAGGCUGCUGAGGAGACAUGCAGGGAUAGACAAUUACAUUGUGCUCCUUAUUAUAAUGACGGUAUUAUUAAGUGUCAUAAGAGCAUAGAGGACGGACAAUUACAUGUGCCUAAGCAAGUCAGAGAAAACUUAAGAGGCCAGCUAGAGCAGAAUUAUGAUGUUCUUCCAUGAGCUGGAGGUGUUUCUUCCGAGGAUUUUGCCUGUGUGUUCCCGUGAAGCCUUCACUGUGCAUUUUAAGAUUGCCCUUUCAUUUUCUUGCCCAAAAAAAAAAAAAACAAAAUAAAGCAGCAGCUCCGAUGUGUAAUCAUCUGUAAAUGUGAGUUUGUCCUGUUCUAAAGCGAGUUUAUUUUGUAUUUCCAGUGGAGCCAGCGCAUGAUCUGUUUUGUCCUUUGUGCACCCCCACUCUGGCCUUUUGGACAUUCUUUUUUUUCUCUCUCCUCCCAAAGCUGAGGAAGAAUUGUUAUUCAUUGUUUUUACUGAAAUAUAAUUCAUCAACUUUUUAAAAAAUUUAAAAGCAGAUUGCUGAAUGAUUAGAUAUAUUUCCAGUUUUUGUUUUUGUUUGUUUUAACCUGUUUCCCUGUAUGACCAGUGGCUUUGGUCGAGGACCCUUCUUUCUGUUCAAGUUUCAUGGAGAAUUGUGUGGGGGCUGGAAAUGGGAGGCAGAGGAAUCAAAAUAUGAGAUGGUUUUGAGUACAAAACAAUUUAGGAUCAGAACCUGAAGCAUUAAGUAACCAGCAAGAAAACCAAAGUUAUUUUGAGAGGCAUAACCUAUGCUAAUAUAGAGGCUCCUAUAUCUUAAGACUUGCAAGUUGCAUAUGUCGAUAAAGCAGUGCUUGAAUUCUCUAUAUGCAAACUACUUCUGUUUUAGGGAGCUAUUAGCAAGAUAUUAAUUCUUCCAAAGACCAGUGGUAAGAUUUAAUAGUCUCUUCCCCCCACUCUGUUUUCUCUUGGAAAAGGUAUAGCUAUGGUUUUGUAUCAGGUGGUGGUCAUUGAAAAGACUUAGGUAAUGUCAAUAAUGUUCACGAGCUUAUCUGAAUUUGGUUAUUUCAGUUAUGCAGGACAUUGUGUGUAUAAAGUUAUGAGGUUGAACUUCCUUAUGUGGGCCAGUUAGCUUCACUCUGUUUCAAGCAACCUUUCCUCUCGAUCUUACAAAAACUCGACUCCAAAUGCAAGGAGAAGCUGCCCUUGCUCGGUUGGGAGACAGUGCAAGAGAAUCUGCUCCCUAUAGGGGCAUGGUGCGCACAGCCCUAGGGAUUGUCCAAGAGGAAGGCUUUCUAAAGCUUUGGCAAGGAGUGACACCCGCCAUUUACAGACACAUAGUGUACUCUGGAGGUCGAAUGGUCACAUACGAACAUCUCCGUGAAGUUGUGUUUGGCAAAACUGAAGAUAAGCAUUAUCCCCUUUGGAAAUCAGUGAUUGGAGGGAUGAUGGCUGGUGUUGUUGGCCAAUUUUUAGCCAACCCAACAGACCUAGUAAAGGUUCAGAUGCAAAUGGAAGGAAAAAGGAAACUUGAAGGAAAACCACUGCGAUUUCGUGGUGUGCAUCAUGCAUUUGCAAAAAUCUUAGCUGAAGGAGGAGUACGUGGGCUUUGGGCAGGCUGGGUACCCAAUAUACAAAGAGCGGCGCUGGUGAAUAUGGGAGAUUUAACCACUUACGAUACAGUGAAACACUACUUGGUAUUGAAUACACCACUUGAGGACAAUAUCAUGACUCAUGGUUUAUCAAGUUUUUGUUCUGGACUGGUAGCUUCUAUUCUGGGAACACCAGCUGAUGUCAUCAAAAGCCGAAUAAUGAAUCAACCACGAGAUAAACAAGGAAGGGGACUUUUGUAUAAAUCAUCAACUGACUGCUUGAUACAGGCUGUUCAAGGAGAAGGAUUCAUGAGUCUAUAUAAAGGCUUUUUACCAUCUUGGCUGCGAAUGACCCCUUGGUCACUGGUGUUCUGGCUUACUUAUGAAAAAAUCAGAGAGAUGAGUGGAGUCAGUCCAUUUUAAGCCCUUAAAGAUGCAGCCCUUAAAGAUACAGUGUUCAGUGUCAUUGAAAUAUGGGCAUCUGCAACACACCGCCCCUAUUAUUUCUACCUCUUUAGGAAGACACCUUACUCCACAGAGACUGUGAUUUAUAGGGGGCAGCACUUUAUUUUUCUCUGGAAACCCGAGUUCUCUUUGACUCCUCUUUUUGUUCAAAAGCAAUCUGGUUGGAUCACACAAGAUGAGACCCAGCACAGCAUUUUCUAGAGAAGAGUUGAAUCCUGACCACUUACCUUGGAGGAGAAGACUUGACCUUUGAGAUGCUAUUCUAUGCUGAAGAGCCUGCUUAGAGGAGUGCCAGAGGGAGACAGCAUCUCAGACCUGGAGUAAACAACAGGAACGUGGGAGAAUUCAUACAUACAUAGUGAUUAAGAAAUAUAUAUUUAAUCUAUGUCAGUAUUUACAAUUGAAAUUUGAUAAUUCACUUUUCUGUUGUUCGAGUAUACAUACUGUAAAUUAAAUGAAGGUGAAUGCAAAUUCAUGAAUAAACAUUUUGAAUUUC